UCCCUACCAAAUGCUAAACCAUCACUGUUUGCAAUGUACUUCAGAAAUCACAAGAGAGGACCUGCGUGUCAUACACGUGGUGGGUGACUUCCAGGAGCUGCUGCUCGUUACAGAACUCACCAACUCCCACGCGGUGACCAGGUUCAAGAAAGGGAGCGACUGGGGUUUGGUGGGAAGGACGGAAAAAGUAUCCAAUGUAGUUCGGAGCGGAUUACUGAUGUCAUUUCGCUCAUUAGAGGACUCCGACCUUUCCCUACUGAAAGUGUACAUCGUCUCCAACUGUAGGGCUGUGAAAGAGGCCACUGAGCGAGACGAGAAGAAAUGGAAGUAUGCACACUGUGACACCACGCCCUGCCAGCUAUACCGAGGUCGCAGAUCCAGACACCUAGAGGGGAGGGUUACGGAUGGUGAAGACAUUCGGGUGAAGAUACAUCCACCGUUCCUUACGUUUGAGGACACGUUGGACACUGACAGAUUUUACGCACCGUUCCGUGUUGAAGUUAGUCAAAACCUCUGGAGGGACACUACCGCGCGGCUACACUUGCAACUUCUCGAGGAGAUCGACGAUCACACAAAGGAGUCUGUUUCGGAGCUGAUACUGGGCCGCUACAGGCGACAAGAGGGAACUGACAGUGGUCAUUCGACACCAACAAAGCUGCAGGGGCCACCGUUGGAUACACCGACUACUUCAGGUACUAUUAGAGACAAGACACAAAUUGAGAGCGGUGUAGAUCUUCCAUAGCAUCUAGAAGUACAUGUACUAUUAUAGUGGCUCAAACAUAUAGAUAAAACAGUCUUUAUUUUCUUGUACUUGUAUACCCCAGGAUAAAGUCAAGUAAGUGAAGUGUAUUUGAAUAUUAAUAUCACUGCAUGUACAUCUAUUUACGCCACACGGCCCAACAAGUACAGCAAAAAUCCAGAGGGUAAAAAACAUAAUUCAUACAAAUUACAAAUCAAGAUAAAUUCAUACAAUUCUAAACACUUAAAAAAUAUGCAAUUUCAACAAAGUUUGUCAUGCGUAUUGUGAAAGAAGGUAAAAAGUGGCAGUGCAUGUACAAACUCAGUAAACUGUUGUGUCAUUUAUACAUGAAUGUCUGAUCCAGUACCUUUUGUACACUCGUGUUGACGUACAUGUAAGCCAUCUUGACUAGCUGCAUUCUAUUUAUGUUUAUUCCAGUUAACAUGGACGGCUAUUUCGAAACUGUCGUCAAUAACGUGAACUACAGGUGGGCUGACUUGGCUCGCAAACUGGGGUUCACACGAGGCGAAGUCAAAGCAAUCGAAAAUGACAACCUGCGAUAUCCUGGCCCUAAGGAAAAGUGCUGGGAAAUGCUUGGAGUUUGGGAAAACAGAACCAAGAGCCAAGAUCCUUUACAGGACCUGAAGCAGGCUCUGAUAGACAUUGGUCAGCGGCGGACAGCAAAGUCUUUGGGAGGUGUGUCUUCUAUAUUGUCACCAUGCAGUACUAAAAUUGUAAUCACGUAACAUUCAUCAUCAUCAAUACAGACGGACAGUUGCCAUCGGAAUAUACAGUUGUAUGUACUCGAUAUCAUCAAACAACAUUUUUCUCUCUCAAUUUUCUAUGAUCGAAACUGUAAAUAAGUGGCCAAGCUUUCUUAUGAGAAAGAGCAUGAAAAUUGACCUUACUAAUAAUGAAUAACAAAGAAUGAAUAAAGAAACUGGAUAUAAUUCUCCAAAGGCUCAGACGAUUCAGAUAGCACCCAGCAAUGGCAUGAUAUGACAUUCUACACGCAUUUCUAAUGUCGUCUUUUUUGAAAGGAUUACAUUGUGUUGUAGGUAUGGCGUCUUCAUAAGACAAAAUACCAGUGAAGACGAGGAGGGGUUCGUUGAGCAGCUUGUUCAUGAACUCCUUCGAUCCGGAAGGCUGCAGAAGUCUGACGUCUUCUACGACAAGCAUAGCCUGAAAUCUGUAAAAUGCAGGGUCAAGACUGGAUAAACAAAAACAUCUUCCCCAACUGAGAAAACAAAAACUACCUCCUUUCAAAGAAUAUACGUUAAAGACCUAACCUUUGUAGCAUUCCUGCAAAUGUACUGAGCGUUUCCAUGAUCUUGUACGAGUGGAUGGACCUUUCAUAUCAAAUUACUCUUUUUCACCAGAAAAUGAAACCAAAGCAAUUUGAGCAGGUAGCACUAAUAGCUGUUGUCCCAAACAUCUUGAUAUACCGGUGUCAUCUUAUUGUAAGUUUUGAAGAACUUGUUUGAAAGUUGCUGUCAUAAAUAAGUGUUUGUAGAUAAACAAUGUCGAUAAAUUGCUAGCUUUGUAUGGUGUUUUCAAUUUAUUUUUUUUACUUUAUAUUGCCAUAUUAAUAUUGUAAAAUAAAACGAUUUAUGAAUGAGUGUAGACGAUUUAGCCAAUGUAAAUUCCAUAUUAAUUAUAUUCAAGGGAAUUGAUACCUAAUCAAUGACCAAAGACAGGAGCGGAUGUAUAACAAUGGCCGUUUCUCUGUGAAGAAUUUCAUCGUGUUACUAAAUUAAUAUGGCCAGAUCAUAAGAUUUCUGUAUACGUGUAUCAUAACAAAAAUAUGAUACAAAGAAUCUAAUCAUUUCAUGGCCAUUUCAUUUUGUGUUCAUUCGAAGGCCCUAUCGCAACAAAUGGCUAAACAAUACAACUUCUCCUUGAUGUUUCAAACUGUUCAGAUGUCAGUGUCUACAAACACUAAAUGAAAUGCAAUAUUUUAUACCAAAUGAUUGACGAAAAGAUUCAAGAGCUUUGAAUUCUUCUAAACAUUCCAGAAAUAAUGAGAAAAAUGGAGUGUGCGGUGUUUUAAUGCUCACAUAGAUAUUUUUUAUAGCCAAUAUAUUCUCAAAGUAGAUUGUACAGAAUCCUUUUUAAGUUUUUGAUUGUGGAACCAUUUGGUGUGAAAAGUGUGGAAAAUAGUGUGUUGUAAACUUAAGACCAGAGCAAAUAUGUGAACAACAAUGAAUUGAUACAGCUGAGUUUUGAAACAAAAGGUACAUUUGGAUGACUUAGUCAUGGCUUUGAAAAAGCCAUUCCCCUUUGUCAUAUCAAAUGUACAGAGAUGUGUGCCUCUAGUACCUCUUGUUAACAAUAGUUUUAUAAGAAAUUAAUGUACAUUUAAGAUGACCAAAGCUUUAUUUGCAUCAAGUUUCACUUUAUACAGAUGUUCUUAGUGUUAGAAAUCUGUUGAAAAUACUUUACUUCAUUGUGUGUAUUCUGUAGCUUCCACAUGCUAAUGAGUUAUGUCCGAACCCACACAGGUACAUAACGUGAUUACAACAAAUUGCAGUUCAAGUAAAUGUAUGUAAUGUAUGUGAUUUGUAAAAUUGCUUCUCUUCAGAACUCAGCAACUAAAACAGUGAAACCUUCAACAGUACAUGCAUGGAGUUCUUACAACAAACAAUUGUACCAUAUUAAAUGUUAUACCAACUGUGUAGCUUUCAAACUGCUCUUUAUUGUUUCACAUUUACAGGGACCCAAUUUUGUGGCAGGAACAGAAAGGAGGCAUUUGCAGUGCAUUUACUUUAAAGUUCCAAGUUGGAUACCUGAGUUGAAACAGUAGUUCAGUAUUAAGUAAGAAUGAGCACAUGGUUAAUCAGUGUGUGGAGAGCAGUUACUAAGAAAACCGCCAAUGUUCUUGCCAAGUCAGCAUAUGGGGCCCCUACGCUGUGAUUUGGAUCCCCUUUGCUGUCAGUUGGGCCCCUACGCUAUGCUUUGGGGCCCUAUGCUGUGAUUUGGAUCCCCUUUGCUAUGAUUUGGGCCCCUAGGCUGUGAUUUGGGCCCCUACAGUGUGAUU
Molecule: messenger RNA, 3776 nt
Organism: Branchiostoma floridae (Florida lancelet)
Lineage: Eukaryota; Metazoa; Chordata; Leptocardii; Amphioxiformes; Branchiostomatidae
Exons: 4
Coding region: 11-742 (243 amino acids)
Source: RefSeq, a predicted model, not a curated record